CCAGAGUGAAGCGGCAAAGGAUAGCUUCUAUUUCUUCUCCUUUUGCCUCCUCUCUGGUUCUGCUUCGAUAUAUAUUUUUUUUUUCCUUCUUCUUCGAGGAUUUGAAAAAAAAAUAAAUAAAUAAAUAAUGGCGGCCGAAGAAGAAGAAGAGGUGGUGGCUGAAGUGGAAGCUUUACGAUCAGUGUACGGCGAAGAUUGCUGGGUUCUCGAUUCGUAUCCGCCUCAUAUCCACCUUCACAUCAAGCCUCGAACCGCCGAUGACAUUUCCAAACAGUUUGUGGAAGCUGUUAUUGGUAUCCAAGCAGGUUUUCAGUAUCCCAUAGAACAGCCUCGGAUUGAUCUUGUUGAUUCAAAGGGUCUUGAUGAACAGAGAAAAAAGCUUUUAAUAUCUUAUAUUCAAGAAAAAGCGUGUGAACUAUCCUCUUGUUUAAUGCUUGUAGCCCUUUGUGAGGAAGCUGUGGAGAAGCUCACCCUUAUGAAUCACCCUGAUGGUGAUUGUCCAUUGUGUUUGUAUCCUUUGGUCGCAGAAGAUGAGCAGAAUAAUACCUUGCCAUUUAUGAAGUUGCUGUCUUGCUUUCAUUGCUUUCACAGUGAGUGCAUUGUUAGGUGGUGGAACUGGCUUCAAACAGAACAAAAAACCAAUUCUAGUGAUUCAUCAGCCGCAACUACACAUCCUAUAAGAGACAUGGAAAAUAAAGAAGACGCUUAUGGCGCCAUGGAAGAAAUUAUGGGAAGCUGCCCAGUUUGUCGCAAGGUUUUUCACACCAGGGACUUUGAACAUGUGCUUGACCUGGUUGGAUCUCAUUCCUCUCAAUUGAAUUGUGAUGAAAUCCAUGAUGGCAAAGAGCUUCUUCAUUCGAGUUUGGAGAAUACUAGAAGACAAAGGUUUGAGGCCAUAUUGAAGUUACAGCAAGAUAACAGUGGUCUAAUUGAACCUAAAAGACAUCUUAGUGUUUCGCCUGGUAUGUUUGCUCCACUACCAGUAACAUCGAAUGAUACUGUGACAAACAAAGCAUACGAUGAGCAACAACAGCGAGACUCCCCAGACACCUCUGAAAUGCAUAUGGGUGAUUCCUCAGCAAGGCCUAACACUAGCAUUCGGAGGAAUUCUGGCACGAGGAAGCAGAAAGUUCAAAAUUUUAGAAGACCAGUUAAACAGUGGAUUAGGAAAGAAAAUGCUAGAGCAGAGUGAGCACUUGAUUUGGCUAUUUGGGAGUUUUUAUUCUUUCCCCCUCUGCAUUUAUGUGGUAAUCGAGGAUGCUAUUUGAACAAAUAUAAGUCCAUAGAAACAGAAAGAAAAAAAAAAAAUUGAAUAAAAAUUAUAGAAUAGCAAAAAAAAAAAAAAAAAAAAAGGGGUGCCUCUUACUCGUUGUUAUCAUAAUGAUUUUUAAUUUUUUAUCCUCUUGCAAUACACUUUUUCAUUUUUUUUGGUUGAAAGUUUUGUAAUAAGAAAAAGAUUGGGACUGAGCUCAGUUAAAGACACUUUGAGCCGAUAUUUAGUGAAACUAUUAAUGAAAACGUCUUGUAGCUGA
Ziziphus jujuba (common jujube) is the source of this 1532-nucleotide messenger RNA. RefSeq lists its product as uncharacterized. Gene Ontology annotation, biological process: protein ubiquitination. The coding region runs from base 128 to 1192 and encodes 354 amino acids. The record is from RefSeq and is a predicted model, not a curated record. Gene Ontology annotation, cellular component: nucleus. Gene Ontology annotation, molecular function: protein binding; ubiquitin protein ligase activity. The transcript has 7 exons. Lineage: Eukaryota; Viridiplantae; Streptophyta; Magnoliopsida; Rosales; Rhamnaceae.